AAUAAACCAGACAAAAGUGCUGAUUUUAGUGUGUGUGUGUGUAUGUGUGUGUGUGUGUGUGUGUGUGUGUGUGUGUGUGUGUGUCACUGUAGUAUGCCUCAAUGGAUUUGACCUUAUUUUAUCCAUAUAAAUCCAAUCAUAAUCGUUGUGCAUAAAUAUCUUCUUUAGAUAGAGGAAAAGAGAAAUAGACAGACAGAUAGAUAGAUAGAUAGAUAGACAGACAGACAGACAGACAGACAGACAGACAGUGUUUAUUUUAUUCGUAUCUCGACCUGUAGAGUACACAUUAGAUCACAACUUUAAUAUUCGUUUCCUACCUGUUUUAGUUGUUAGAUUAGAUAUUUAUUUAUUUAUUUAUCCCGUUCAUUUCCGUGUCAUGAGCUCUGGACUUCCGGUGCGGCCUCGUUGGUGCUAAAGAUGGCCGGCGAUGGAGGCGCUCUGAAGGAUAUAAACGAGAUCAAGUCGCAGUUUCGCACCAGGGAAGGUUUCUAUAAGCUGCUCACGCUCUCGGACUCGCAGCAGCGCUCCGGGUUAGCCCGCGGUCCCGGUGCUGGAGGCGCCGCAGCCGGUUCCGCUUCGAUACCGGGGGGCGGCGGCGGUGUGGUACCGGGACCCGGCGGCUCCUCUCCGGCUUCGGCGGGCUUCCUGCCCCCGGUGCGGGUCUCCAUGGUGAAGCUUCAGCCGGAAGACCCGAGCGAGGAGUCCGAACGUGUGUGUUUCAAUGUCGGGAGGGAGCUCUACUUCUACACGUACACCAAUAUUAAAAAGGCAGUGGAUCUAAGUAAGCCUAUAGAUAAGCGUAUAUAUAAAGGGACUCAGCCCACGUGUCAUGACUUUAAUCAGUAUUCAGCAACCGCGGACAGCGUGGCUCUCAUCGUGGGGUUCUCGGCAGGCCAGGUGCAGUACCUGGACCCCAUCAAAAAAGAGACCAGCAAGCUCUUCAAUGAAGAGAGAUUAAUAGACAAAACAAAAGUGACCUGCCUCAAAUGGCUCCCUAAAUCUGAGAACUUAUUCCUGGCCUCCCAUGCUAGUGGUCACCUCUACCUCUAUAAUGUGGAGCACCCAUGUGGCACUACAGCGCCGCAGUAUUCUCUGCUUCGUCAGGGUGAAGGUUUUGCUGUUUAUGCUUGCAAAACCAAAACGCCUCGUAAUCCACUUCUGAAAUGGGCAGUGGGGGAAGGUGGGUUGAAUGAAUUUGCCUUUUCACCAGACGGUGUGCACAUAGCUUGUGUCGGCCAAGAUGGUUGCCUACGUGUCUUUCAUUUUGAUUCAAUGGAGCUGCAUGGUGUCAUGAAGAGCUACUUUGGUGGAUUGCUCUGCGUUUCUUGGAGUCCAGACGGGAAAUAUUUGGCUACUGGUGGAGAAGAUGACUUGGUCACUGUAUGGUCGUUUGCAGAAAGUCGUGUAGUGGCACGAGGUCAUGGCCACAAGUCCUGGGUCAACGUUGUGGCAUUUGACCCUUUUACCACCAGCUUAGAAGAAGAGGAACCAAUAGAGCUUAGCGGUAGUGAGGAGGAUCUCCACCAGGGUCAGGGGUCAUUAAAUUUUGGUCGUGUGCGAACCAGCAGCACUUUGUCCCGUCUCUCUCGACACAGCUCUAAAGGUGGUGGGCCAUCUGUCUCAUACAGAUUCGGAUCAGUGGGACAAGAUACCCAGUUUUGCCUCUGGGAUCUCACAGAUGAUGUCCUGUAUCCUCGACUUCCCCUUUCCCGUGCCCUCACUAACACUUUCAGCUCCAACGCACCACCUUCCAUUAGUGCAAGUCUAAACAGUACAACUGGAAGUGGAGGAGUUGAAGGUCACCACCACCCUUCUAACACCCAUCAGACAGCAUCAUUGCCCCUUCCUCUACCUCGCUCACUCUCAAGGUCCAAUUCCCUUCCACACCCUGCUGUUGCAAAUGCUUCAAAAAGCCAAGGGGGGACGGAAAGUGGAGGGACGGUAGGAAGUGCAGGGGUAAGUAGUGCUCCCUUUAGCAUUGGACGUUUUGCGACAUUGUCGCUCCAAGAGCGCAAAUCAGACAAGUCCGCUACUGGAGGAGAAAAGGAGCACAAGCGCUACCACAGUCUUGGGAACAUCAGCAAGAGCAAUGACAAGAUCAUUGUAGCGCCACGUAGCAACCGACUAGAUGCCUCUAAGGUGCUAGGAACAACAUUGUGUCCACGGAUGAACGAAGUCCCAUUGCUAGAACCUCUUGUUUGUAAGAAGAUUGCUCAUGAGAGGCUCACAGUUCUUGUCUUCAUGGACGAUUGCAUAAUCACUGCUUGCCAAGAGGGCCUCAUCUGCACCUGGGCAAGGCCGGGCAAAUUGGUGAGACCUCAAAUGAUUGCAUUCUUCUCAACCAUUAUCGACACAAAAUGGAAACUCACCCAGUGGAACGGUGGUAUAGCUGGCAGCAAAGCUUUUUCACAGUCAACUCCACUGACAGUUCCUGCUUCCUGUUUUCAGAGGCUUUACUUCUUGUCCUUGAGGCCUGGAGUUGGUCUGGCACAGUGUUACCACUGUUGUUAUUACCACUGUCUCAUUUUCAUAACCAUACAAACAUAAAACACACAAACACAGCUUAUGACAAAUAUACAAAGACGGUGACACAAGCCACACAAAUGUAGAUACUUAUCUUCCAUAUCAGCUUCACCAUACGUUCCGUUAACAUUUUUUUUUUUUUGAUGUAAAGGAGACUGGGACAUUCCUUCUAUCACCCCACCCCCUUUGCCAAAAGGAAAGGAAAGGGAGGGGAAAAAACACUGUAGAUGCCACGGCCAUUGUAUCUUAUUUAUUUAUUUUAUCAUUGAAACGGUAGUUAUUUAUAUUGUACAUAUUCAAAAUAUUCUAUAAAGGCAGAGGACAAAUGUAUUGAAAUAACAAACUCAAAUAAUUAAUAUAUGAAAAUCCUAUAUUGUACAUAGUUAUGUUUGAAUGUUAUGUUUGUGAAACGUAGGGGAUCUAAAGAUUUAGCGUUUCUGUAUGCUAGUGCUCCCUAUGCUGUUCUGGCCAACGAUUGGGAUUUGAUGAAGUAGCUGCAUUCCUUCUAACCUAUACGGGUCUUCUGACUCUUACAGAACAUUGUCCUUGAAAGAAUUACACGUUCAACAAGGUAGACAUACAGAGCUAAAAUGCUACUAGCUUACGUUUGGUAAUGACUCAAAGCAAAAAUGUGACAUUUUUACAAGCUUUCUCAAAUCUAAGCUUUCUCAAUAAUGCUGACUACAGUUAUUGAAAUGCUGGUAGGAUGAAAAUAAAAUCAGUUUUUUCCAUCAGUGAAUUAAACUAGGCUUCGCAAAUUAAGCCAAUUUGCUGGCUAAUUAAGAAAGAUACUUGUCACUGUAGUUCAGUAACAUAUAUAACUGUUGUAGCAUCUAGUAGGCAGCAUUUUUAUUACCUGCUAUGCCUCUUGCAAUAUUUUGCACAAAUUAAGAGUUUUCAGUUAUAGCCUAUUAGACAAGCACAGAUGGUUCUCCAGAAGAUUGAACGUUUGAGCUAGCAAGUUUUUUUUUUUUUUUGGGGGGGGGGGGGGGGGGAACAGAAUGUUUCAAAUAAUUUGAGGAAUGUAUAGCUAUUUUGCUGUCUAACUAAAUUUGGAUUAAUGUGACACUGACUGUGGUGGUUUUCCUGUUAUCAUUCAUAUAAAAUUUGUUUUUUUUUUUGAGUGCCCCUGAGCUCCACUGUUGAGAACUUGCUGUCUUGGUUAUGUUUGUAUUGUUUUAGUAUAACGGUAACGUUUACAUGUUGAUGUUUAAGGUAUUGAAGUAGCUCUAUUCAUUAUUAUAAGGUUUUGCUUAACACUUUUUCAUCGCAUGACUGAAGAAGCUUCGCUUCUUAGCCACAUUCAGUAUCUUAGCUUAGUUAGUCAACAGAUCUGCUCUGAAGGGAGGACCACCACAGUCACCAAAACAGCUGCUGAGCUAGGUUAUGUGAUUUAUGAGCAAAGAUUUCCAAAACACUGUCAAAAAAAGAUCAACAAUUAGCUUGCUCUUUAACAAUCCUUCAUCAACUUCAGUUUUUUUUGCCUUGUGUGUUGUCCGAUAUGUUAAUAUUGAUUGUAUAGUGGGAACCAAUUAAACAGGAAGAAGCUUGACAAUGACGGAGAGCGGAAUGUGGAUGAAAUGAUUUGCUUUUAAGUUUUAUGUACGCAGUGUAUCCUUUAGCAUACUAACUAGCUAACAGUGAAGUAAGUAAGCUCCAUCAGCUUUGCUCUUUAGAUUUGUGAACCGAUUUGUCCUCAUUUUGACUGAACUCCUUUAGCAGACUUCAUGCGUUUUGCCGAAAGGGUAGUCGUCUUUUCCUACCCCAAUAAAAACGCCAAUCAGCAUAUUAAUAUCAGUAUAUGAAAUGAUUGACAAUCACAUACAUGAUUUGAACUAACGCAGCUGAAAGCCCUGCCCCUUCCUGUCCCCCUCUCAAAUUCGUAAUAUUUUAGCUUCCGGCUCUUUUCAACUCAACUAGAAUUUACUGGAAUGUUCUGCCUGAAAGACACAACACACAAUCAUUUAUGAGAUCGAGCAACCUAGGUUGUUUGGCUUCGCUAAGGAUAUAUAAGUAGAGUUAUUAGGAGUAUACUGAAAAGAAUUCAUUGUUGCAUAUGUGGGACCAUUUCACCCUUUUGUUUGUCAAUAAAUGCUAGACAAGCGAUUUGUGAAAGCAAAAGUCUUGAAAAAUGUACUUUUUGGGCUGUUCUUCUGUUUAUGCCAUUUUUACUCCGUACGCAUUCCACAGACAACGCAAUAUUUCACUUCAGGGUAGCGUUUGAAACAUUUUAGCUUGAGGAAGUUACUUUGAGUCGAUUCCUCAUUUACAAACUUUGCUCAGACAAACGAUAACUAAGUGGCCCUUGAGACGACAACAUAAAGUGGUGUCGACGAUGACGUGUUUAAAGGCAGAGUUUUAAUGCAGGAUUAUAAUUAUUUUAUUAUUUUGUUGUCCAAGCUACGUUUAGCUACUGAACAAUGCGUAUGUUUUUCCCCCGUCUCUGUUAUCAUUCCUACCUACGGAAUAGAUUUGUUUUUUCCAGUGUAAACACGUUUUAAUCUUUGAGUUACAUUCUGUGCUUUUUUUUAUUACUUUUUCCCCAAUUAAAAUUUUUUUAACAGUUGGUUUUAAUUUUUCUUCACACUACAGAAAUGAUCUUUAAUAGCAGAGUUGCACUUAUCUGUUCGGUAUGCUUUGAUUUUGUUUGAGUAUAAUUUUAUCAGCCAGUUGCAAACUUGAGAGAGAUAUAUACUGUAUAUAUCUCUUUCGGACACCUUUGGUUUGACUUACUGCUUAACAUAAAUUUCUGGUUUAACUUGCUCAGUGUAAUAGUUUUGUAAUGAUAACUAGCUGCCUAAACAACAGCACUGCUCUAUUCAUGAUAGCUCGUUACACUUCCAGGCUAGCUAGUGUUUGGCCCAUUUGUUUAGCUAGUGUUUUAAAAGCCAUUAAAUUAGCUAGUCUACUAUCAUUAGGAUACCUGUUGUAAACCAGAUAUUCUAAGAUAAACCAGUAUUUUGUGUUAAGUUAAUGGUGAUGUCAUGAAAUUUGCUCCACAAUUCUCUUUAUCGAAAAAAUUCAUUCAGUGCAUUCGUAUUUUCUGACAUGGCAGCGGACCUUGUUGAGUGUUUGAGCAAAACACAACAAAUGCUAUUGCCUGAGCAGAAAAAAAAACCCUGGAAGUAAGUAUUUACCACCAUUUCAAGCCAUCUCUGUACACUUGGAAGACUGUCUUGCAGGAGCUGGCACGUUCUUCAACGUUGCUUAUAUUUCAGCGCGACUUCCAUAAGCAUGUUUAUUUCCCAGUAUGUGUGCAUUUAACACAGUUACAUGGUAAUGCCUGAGACCAACCAAGUGGCAAUCAACAUCACAAUAUCAAGUUUGUAUAUGGAUCUGAUAUUAAAACUCUUAAAUCAUG
Messenger RNA from Tachysurus fulvidraco (yellow catfish), 5884 nucleotides. RefSeq names its product WD repeat-containing protein 20. The transcript has 4 exons. Gene Ontology annotation, molecular function: protein binding. Lineage: Eukaryota; Metazoa; Chordata; Actinopteri; Siluriformes; Bagridae. The record is from RefSeq and is a predicted model, not a curated record. The coding region runs from base 418 to 2547 and encodes 709 amino acids.